GGGAGUUCUGUGGCACGCCCGGUUGGAGUGGCGGCGGUGGCCGGUCACGUGCCGUAUCUUGGGCGGAGCCGCGGGCUUGGGGAGUAUCUGGGGAGCAUUCGGCCCUCCCCUGCGUGUGGAUUUCUCGCUUCUCUGGCUGUUGGUGACGUGGGCACGCCGCAUUGCCUCGCUGGGCUUGCGUGGAUCCCUUCAUGUUUACAGCCCUGCUGAGCCCCUCCCCGGCUGCUGCGCUCGCUGUCAGAUACGCAUCCAAGAAGACAGGCGGCAGCUCUAAAAACCUCGGUGGCAAGGCCCCAGGCAAGCGCUUUGGCAUCAAGAAGCUUGAAGGUCACUACGUGCAUGCUGGCAACAUCCUUGGGACUCAGCGCCAGUUCCGCUGGCACCCAGGCGCCCACGUGGGGCUGGGGAAUAAGAAGUGCCUGUACGCGUUGGAGGAAGGGAUAGUCCGCUACACCAAGGAGGUCUACGUGCCCAACCCCAGCAACUUGGAGGCCGUGGAUCUGGUCACCAGGCUGCCCAGGGGGGCUGUGCUCUAUAAGACUUUUGUCCAUGUGGUUCCUGCCAAGCCCGAGGGCACCUUUAAACUGGUAGCCAUGCUCUGAAGUCUGGCCGAGGCCACUGGACAGAGACUGAAGCUCAGGUGUCAAGGCAACAGCAGAAGGCAACAGCUGGGGUGACUACAAAGUCUCCCCGGAAGAGGCCUGCCAGCUGGUGACUGAAACCCUUUGGGGCCAGAGACAGAGUGAGCUGGAGUCGUGGCCUGCAAGCUUGAAAUAAACCCUGAAGGAGCUGUU
Messenger RNA from Oryctolagus cuniculus (rabbit), 794 nucleotides. NCBI's taxonomy places the organism in Eukaryota, Metazoa, Chordata, Mammalia, Lagomorpha, Leporidae. The record is from RefSeq and is a predicted model, not a curated record.